Molecule: messenger RNA, 1408 nt
Organism: Rhipicephalus microplus (southern cattle tick)
Lineage: Eukaryota; Metazoa; Arthropoda; Arachnida; Ixodida; Ixodidae
Product: dnaJ homolog l(2)tid, mitochondrial
Biological process (GO): negative regulation of apoptotic process; protein folding; mitochondrion organization
Cellular component (GO): mitochondrion
Molecular function (GO): heat shock protein binding; ATP binding
Source: RefSeq, a predicted model, not a curated record
ACGCGAUUUCUGUUGAAGGAGUUGCGGGUUUAGCCACAUGUUUUGCAGGGGACUAGGAAAUUAAAGUUUUAUAGUUAUCAGCAUGAGAUUAUGACGAUGUACGUGUCGCUUCGUGUCACUGCGCAUCUAGCCCGCUGUUGUGUGCUGUGCUCGAAGUCGAACGGACUGUUGCCCCGGGUUGCAUCAUUAGAAAUCGGGAAUAACUCCAAUCGUUCUGUGGUAGGCUCGCACUCCAGACAGUUGCACGUCUCCUCAAGUCUCCUUAGAAAGGACUAUUACGAUGUCCUCGGCGUUCCCAGGAAUGCAAGUCAAAAGGACAUUAAGAAAGCGUAUUAUCAGCUCGCAAAAAAGUACCACCCGGACACUAACAAGGGAGACCCUGAGGCACAGAAGAAGUUCCAAGAAGUGUCCGAAGCUUACGAAGUGUUGAGUGACGAAGGCAAGAGGCAGCAGUAUGACAGCUGGGGCUCAACCUCAGGCUUUGCUGGUGGAAAUAGCUCUGGAACUGGUCCACAGUGGAGCGCCGAGGGAUUCCACUCAACCAUUGACCCCGAGGAACUCUUCCGCAAGAUAUUUGGUGAUCUUGGCGGCCGGACGGGAUUCUCCGACUUUGACUUCUCGGAGUCCCAGUUUGGCUUUGGGGGAGCUCAAGAGGUGAUCCUCAACUUGACCUUUCAACAAGCCGCUCGAGGGGUUAAUAAGGACGUGACAGUCAACGUGGUUGACACGUGUCGUCGUUGCCAAGGCACCCGCAGUGAACCUGGCACCAAGCUAGUCCGGUGCCCUUUCUGCAAUGGCAGUGGCAUGGAGACGGUCAGCACAGGGCCAUUCGUGAUGAGGAGCACAUGUCGGCACUGUCAUGGCACUCGCAUGCAUAUCCAGGCACCCUGCAUAGAAUGCCAUGCCAAGGGCACCACUGUACAGCGCAAAACGGUCACGGUCCCCGUACCUGCAGGUGUGGAGGAUGGGCAGACGGUACGCAUGCAAGUGGGCAAGAAAGAGCUCUUUGUCACAUUCAAGGUUGCACGGAGCGACUAUUUCCGUCGUGAUGGGGCAGACAUUCACACAGACGCUGCCAUCACGCUCUCCCAAGCAGUCCUUGGCGGCACUGUGCGAGUUCAGGGUCUCUACGAUGACAUCAUGCUGAAGAUCCCCACGGGAACCUCAUCACACACCAAAAUUCGGUUGGCAAACAAGGGAGUGAAACGGCUGAAUAGCUCCGGAUAUGGAGAUCACUAUGUCCAUCUAAAAAUCCGAAUACCACAGCGACUAAAUGAGAAGCAGAAAGCGCUGAUUCAGGCGUAUGCUGAGCUGGAGACGGACACGCCUGGCACGAUCGAUGGCCUAGUCAACACGAGGCAAGGUAGGGACACGCAUGAAUAAGGAGUUGUGCUCGUGACGUGUUAUA